Lipotes vexillifer (Yangtze River dolphin) is the source of this 2203-nucleotide messenger RNA. RefSeq names its product serum/glucocorticoid regulated kinase family member 3 (gene SGK3). The transcript has 16 exons. NCBI's taxonomy places the organism in Eukaryota, Metazoa, Chordata, Mammalia, Artiodactyla, Lipotidae. The record is from RefSeq and is a predicted model, not a curated record. Gene Ontology annotation, biological process: protein phosphorylation. The coding region runs from base 229 to 1605 and encodes 458 amino acids. Gene Ontology annotation, molecular function: protein serine/threonine kinase activity; ATP binding; phosphatidylinositol binding.
GCAGGGAGCGCGGCGUGGACCCCGGAGCUGUGUGGCGCAGCUGUGGCGGCGCCUCCCGCUCGCCACACGCAGGGCGUGGGUCCCCGAAGGUUGCAUGAUGGAAUUUGAACAUUACCUCAAGAGGUUUUAUGUUUUGGAUUAGCUAAUUGUGUUUGUCCUCUGCUGACUAUUUCUUCGGACUCAUUUUUUGGUGUCCUUUUGAGGCAGUAAACUCAAAGGGAUUAUACCAUGGACUACAAGGAAAGCUGUCCAAGUGUAAGCAUUCCCAGCUCUGAUGAACACAGAGAGAAAAAGAAGAGGUUUACUGUUUAUAAAGUUCUGGUUUCAGUGGGCAGGAGUGAGUGGUUUGUCUUCAGAAGGUAUGCGGAGUUUGAUAAGCUUUACAACACUUUAAGGAAACAAUUUCCUGCUAUGGCCCUGAAGAUUCCUGCCAAGAGAAUAUUUGGUGAUAAUUUUGAUCCAGAUUUUAUUAAACAGAGAAGAGCGGGACUGAAUGAAUUCAUUCAGAACUUAGUUAGGCAUCCAGAACUUUACAACCAUCCAGAUGUCAGAACAUUCCUUCAAAUGGACAGUCCAAAACAUCAGUCAGAUCCAUCUGAAGAUGAGGAUGAAAGAAGUACUCAGAAGCUACACUCUACCUCACAGAACGUUAACCUGGGACCAUCUGGAAAUCCUCAUGCUAAACCAACAGACUUUGAUUUCUUAAAAGUUAUUGGAAAAGGCAGUUUUGGCAAGGUUCUUCUUGCAAAACGGAAACUGGAUGGAAAAUUUUAUGCUGUCAAAGUGUUACAGAAAAAGAUAGUUCUCAACAGAAAAGAGCAAAAACACAUUAUGGCUGAACGUAAUGUGCUCUUGAAAAAUGUGAAACAUCCAUUUUUGGUUGGAUUACAUUAUUCUUUCCAAACAACUGAAAAGCUUUAUUUUGUUCUGGAUUUUAUUAAUGGAGGGGAGCUGUUUUUUCACUUACAAAGAGAACGGUCCUUUCCUGAACACAGAGCUAGGUUUUAUGCUGCUGAGAUUGCCAGUGCAUUGGGUUAUUUGCACUCCAUCAAAAUAGUGUACAGAGACUUGAAACCAGAAAAUAUUCUUUUGGAUUCAAUUGGACAUGUUGUCUUAACAGAUUUUGGGCUUUGUAAAGAAGGAAUUGCUAUUUCUGACACCACAACAACAUUUUGUGGGACACCAGAGCCUCCUUUUUAUUGCCGAGAUGUUGCUGAAAUGUAUGACAAUAUUCUUCACAAGCCCCUAAGUUUGAGGCCAGGAGUGAGCCUUACAGCCUGGUCAAUUCUGGAAGAACUCCUAGAAAAAGACAGGCAAAACCGACUCGGUGCCAAAGAAGACUUCCUUGAAAUUCAGAAUCAUCCUUUUUUUGAAUCACUCAGCUGGACUGAUCUUGCACAAAAGAAGAUUCCACCACCGUUUAAUCCUAAUGUGGCAGGACCAGAUGAUAUCAGGAACUUUGAUGCAGCGUUUACAGAAGAAACAGUUCCAUAUUCCGUGUGUGUGUCUUCUGACUAUUCCAUAGUGAACGCCAGCGUACUGGAGGCCGACGACGCCUUUGUUGGUUUCUCUUACGCACCUCCUUCAGAAGACUUAUUUUUGUGAGCAGUCUGCCAUCAAGAACCCAUUGAGCAAAUAUAAGCCUACAGAUGACAUGGAAACUCCUGUUUGUGUGAAUAUAUUCAAAUAUGUUUAACUAGUGCCUCAUUUUUACAUGUAAUGUUAAAAAUUAUGAAAAAUGUAUUUUCUGCUGUAUGCGAGAAAAUAGGGCAUUUCAGAGAACUAAGUUUUGAAUUAAAAUUUGUAUUCUUGUUUAUUAAGCUUAUUUUUAAACAGAAAUUUUAAAAGCUACUGUUCUUAGCAUUAACCUAUUUUUAAAGAAAACUUUUUUGCUAAUGACUGUUUCUUUUUCCCUCUAGGUUUAUGCUAACAUCUACCCAAGAUAGACUGUUUUUUAACAGUCUGUUUCAGUUGAGUUAACAUACAUUAAUGCCUUCGUAGCUCUCUACUUUGAGUUCUCAGAUCACAACUAUGCAAUUGGUACAUGGUUGUUUAAGAAGAAACCAUAUCUUUCCAUAAUGAAUCACUGUUUGACAUUAUUGUUUCUUGGUAGGAUUAAAAUAUAAAAGCAUAGUUAACUCAUUGGCUGCUAGCUAACACUUUGAGUAACUGUCCAUUCUGCAGAUCAAAUUAAGAAGUAACA